AUGGCAUUCCUAUUCAAGAGAAACCCCAAGACUCCUCCUGACUUGGUCAGGGCUUUAAACGAACAAGUUGUCAAAAUUGACACAACAACUAGUGAUAAACGAAAGAUUCAAGAUGAAAUUGCUCGUUAUUUGACUCAAAUCAAAAUCAUACUACACGGUGAUGAAGAUAAUGAUCCUCAGCCUGACCAGAUUGCUCAAUUGGCACAAGAAGUAUAUGAAACGGAUCUUUUAUACUACCUGGUUUUAAACUUGCAACAUUUGGAAUUUGAUUCAAGAAAAGAUGUAUCCACUUUAUUUACAACAUUACUACGGCGUCAAAUUGGUAAUAGAUCUCCAACAGUGGAUUAUCUAAUAAGUAAACCUAAAAUAUUGAAUCUUUUACUAAAAGGUCCUGAGAUCCCAGAAAUUUGUUUAAUUACAGGUUCAAUAUUAAGACAUUGUUUAAAAAUUGAAACAUUAACAAAAAUUAUACUAUAUGAACCAAUUGUUUGGAAAUAUUUUGAAUUUAGUCAAAGAGGUACUUUUGAAAAUAUGACUGAUUCUUUCCAAACUUUGAAUGAUCUUUUCACAAUUCAUAAAAAAUUGGUUUCCGAAUGGUUUAAUUCAUUUUCAACUGAUUUUAUCAUUCAUAUCAACAAAUUAAUAAGUUCAAAUAACUAUGUAACAAGAAGACAAUCAAUAAAAUUACUAUCUCAGUUGAUUUUAACAAGACAAAAUAAUAAAUUCAUGAUGGAAUAUGUUAAUAAUCCUGAAAAUUUAAAAUUAAUAAUGAUUUCAUUAAGUGAUAAAUCCAAAAAUUUACAAUUGGAAAGUUUUAAUGUUUUCAAAGUGUUUGUUGCCAAUCCUAAAAAGACAAAAGCUAUAUCUGAUAUAUUGAUUAAAAAUAGAGAUAAACUGUUGAUAUUUCUUGAAAAUUUUAAUUUUAAUGAUAAAAAAGAUGAUCCAAAUUUCAAUGAAGAGAAAGAAUUUGUUAUUCAACAAAUCCAAGAUUUACCAAGAAUAGUUAGUACUACAUCAUCUUCAAGUGUUAAUUUGAAUAAUAUAAAUAAUUCAUGA
Hansenula anomala is the source of this 1056-nucleotide messenger RNA. It is a transcript of the gene HYM1, whose product is annotated as Hym1p. Gene Ontology annotation, molecular function: protein serine/threonine kinase activator activity. The transcript has a single exon. Gene Ontology annotation, biological process: intracellular signal transduction. The record is from RefSeq and is a predicted model, not a curated record. Lineage: Eukaryota; Fungi; Ascomycota; Saccharomycetes; Phaffomycetales; Wickerhamomycetaceae. Bases 1 to 1056 code for a protein of 351 amino acids.